GAUGGCCGGACGUAACAACGCUGUUCGGCAUACAAAAGGCUCAUAAAAUCCGUGUUCUCCGUGGGGCGCUUGAGUAAGGCGGACGCGUUUCUGGUACCACAUCGUGCCGCAAAUUUGUCACCCACUAUCACGAUACUGUCACCUUGACCUUGACGCGGGAACCCAAACAGUGUCCAUCCCCACUAUACAAUCAAUUCCAGAUUUAUUGGCGUCAUAUCGUUGUACAAUGGAUUUCAACUUUGAUACCCCCUCCAGCACUCCCAGUCUUCUGUUUUCCGACUUCACUGCCAACCUACCACCCUCUACGAACAAGUCUGCAGCAGUAGACGUGUCCAAAUUUCACUUGGAUGGCUUCAGUGACUUCAAUCUCGACCUAUCGGUUCUCUCCAGGCCCGUGUCCCCCGCAUCCUCUCCAUCUCUUCAUGCUUCUACAUCCUCUGGACAAGAUCUACCAGCCUCUCGCAGUCCGUCUCCUUCGACUACAUCCCAUCCAGUGCCAAGCGAUUCAGAAUCGAACAAUCUUUUAAGGAGAGUGGCGUCGGGCAGGCUGUCGCCCGCAGCAGUGACGUCGGUCAUCCGUGGCUCAUGGCCCAUGAUUUCUCGCAUGACAAUCGGUCGUGGUACACCUUCCGAUCCUACCAGGAAAUCUGAAUGGGCAGGAAUCAGUUACGACGAAGACGGCAGGCUCACGAACAACAACCGGUCAACUUCUACGGAUUUGCCAGUACGGCGGUCGCUAUCCGACUCUGACUACUAUCUACCUACCUCCCCUCAGCCUUUCGUCCUUCCAGAAUCCUCCAAGAUCCAGCUUGAUGGCCUUGGCGCCGUAUCUGACCAUGCGGAGUGGGACUCACUCAUGCAAACGGUUCUCGGCCACGGUCCAGAGACACCCUCUACCUCCACUACCUCCGCACCCGCCACCCCUGCCCCGGCGACACCCAAACCCCAACAACAAUCGUCCCUCUCUCCUCUCCCUCUCGCCGACAUUGCUCUCGACCCGGAAACGCUAGAAAUAGACCUCGGUCUAGAAAAGGCCUUGGACCUAGGAUUUGGUCUCGAGAAGAGAAAUAAGGAUGGUACGGGACGAGUUUACUCGACCGCAUCGCGGCUGCCUACGUCGUCGCGUCCGGUGUCUGUCGUCGACUCACAGACCAAUAACCUUUCUCGGCACGAGCAGGAGAGCCAGGAGGAGACAAAGGUUCCUGAGAAAGCCGAGCCGGAACCGGAAGCGAAAUCUUCACCGUCCAAGGCCUCGUCCGCCCUUGUGCAGUCGGGUCCCAAUACGCACUCACCCUGGUGGAAGAAGAUAUUGGGCAAGCUGCAGAAACUUUUCAGACCGAAGCAAAAUUGAUUCUCUUUUUCGUCUCUUUCUUCAUCUCGUUGCGCGUAAAAAUGGAUUUAUACCCCCGCGUUUCUUGGCUUUUUUACCCCGUCUCUAGUAUAUUUUUUUAUCUCCUUC
Messenger RNA from Guyanagaster necrorhizus, 1459 nucleotides. RefSeq lists its product as uncharacterized. Bases 227 to 1351 code for a protein of 374 amino acids. The record is from RefSeq and is a predicted model, not a curated record. The transcript is spliced from 3 exons. NCBI's taxonomy places the organism in Eukaryota, Fungi, Basidiomycota, Agaricomycetes, Agaricales, Physalacriaceae.